Messenger RNA from Callorhinchus milii (elephant shark), 1044 nucleotides. Its product is annotated as lysophosphatidic acid receptor 1-A-like. Gene Ontology annotation, biological process: neurogenesis; phospholipase C-activating G protein-coupled receptor signaling pathway. The record is from RefSeq and is a predicted model, not a curated record. Lineage: Eukaryota; Metazoa; Chordata; Chondrichthyes; Chimaeriformes; Callorhinchidae. Gene Ontology annotation, cellular component: membrane. Gene Ontology annotation, molecular function: lysophosphatidic acid receptor activity.
AUGGACGUCAGCUGCCACCACAACGAGACGAUCGCAUUCUUCUACCGCAACAGCAACAAGCCGCUCUACGACGAGUGGUCCUUCACCAGCACGCUGGUCAUGGUGCUCGGCCUGACCUUGUGCCUCGGCAUCAUUCUGGCCAACGCCCUCGUCAUGUUCGCCGUGUACAUCAACAAGACACUCCACCACCCCGUCUACUUUCUCAUGGCCAACCUGGCCGCGGCGGAUUUCUUUGCCGGAGUGGCGUACAUCUACCUGGUUGUCAACACGGGGCCCAACACUCGCAAGCUGUCGCUGGAGACCUGGAUGCUGCGCCAGGGGCUGAUCAACACGAGCCUCACCGCCUCCGUCGCCAGCCUCCUGGUCAUCGCCAUCGAGCGCCACGUCGCGCUGUUCCGGAUGCAGCGGAUGAGCGAGCGGCGCGUCGUGACGGUCGUCGCGAUCAUCUGGCUCGUGGCCAUCAUCGCCGGCGCCAUGCCCAGCAUGGGCUGGAACUGCGUCUGCGACGUCGGCACGUGCUCCACCAUGGCGCCGCUGUACAGCGCCAGCUACGUCGCCUUCUGGGCCGGCUACAACCUCUCCAUGUUCCUCAUCAUGGCGGGGCUCUACGGCCACAUCUUCGUGAACGUGUGGAGGGACAGGAUACCCGUGCUGCAGAAUAGCUCCAGGUGCUCCCGGAGGCAAGACGCCGUGAGCUUGCUCGUAACGGUCACCAUCAUGUUGGGAGCCUUUAUCGUGUGCUGGACGCCGGGCCUGGUGAUUCUGCUGCUGGAUUCCUUCUGCUCGGACUGCAACGUCCUGGCCUUCGAGAAGUACUUCUUGCUCAUAGCGGAGCUCAACUCCGCCAUGAACCCCAUCAUCUACUCGUUUCGGGACACGGAGAUGAUCGCCACUUUCAAGCGCAUCCUGAGCUGCCGAAAGGCGGGAUGCGUCGCAGCGAGCGGCUCCGAAAAAUCAAUUUCCACGUCGAAUCCCAACCUGGUUACGGAGAUCGGUCACGUGACCACCGCGAGUGCGAUGAAGAUGAAUCAGAUUGUCAUCUAA